Dryobates pubescens (Downy woodpecker) is the source of this 1722-nucleotide messenger RNA. RefSeq names its product gamma-aminobutyric acid type A receptor subunit gamma3 (gene GABRG3). The record is from RefSeq and is a predicted model, not a curated record. NCBI's taxonomy places the organism in Eukaryota, Metazoa, Chordata, Aves, Piciformes, Picidae. Bases 170 to 1540 code for a protein of 456 amino acids. Gene Ontology annotation, biological process: signal transduction; regulation of postsynaptic membrane potential; monoatomic ion transmembrane transport. Gene Ontology annotation, molecular function: transmitter-gated monoatomic ion channel activity involved in regulation of postsynaptic membrane potential; GABA-gated chloride ion channel activity; inhibitory extracellular ligand-gated monoatomic ion channel activity. The transcript is spliced from 10 exons. Gene Ontology annotation, cellular component: postsynapse; dendrite membrane; neuron projection.
CCUGGAGCGGCGUGAAAGCGGGUAUUUUCUUCAGGGUAUAAAGCUGAGAAUACAGUGGAAGAGAGGCUAAGAGCUUCACCUCAUUGCCUCAUUCUCCCUUUCAUGUGAGCAUCCUGCAUCAUUUCCUUCGUCCUGCCGUACCUUUCACCUGGCCAGCGCUGCCCAGAUCAUGUCCGCUAAGCUCCUGCCGGUUUUCUUCCUUCUCUCAGUGUUUCACGCCUGUUCUAGAAAGGUUGAAGAAGAUGAAUAUGAAGAUGGAACAUCUAACCAAAAAUGGGUUUUAGCUCCAAAAACACAAGACACAGAUGUGACUCUCAUACUAAACAAGCUGUUGAGAGAGUAUGACAAAAAGCUACGUCCAGAUAUUGGAAUAAAACCAACAGUUAUUGAUGUUGACAUUUAUGUCAACAGCAUUGGUCCUGUAUCAUCAAUAAAUAUGGAAUAUCAAAUUGAUAUAUUUUUUGCCCAGACGUGGACAGAUAGCCGUCUUCGCUUCAAUAGCACCAUGAAAAUACUGACUCUGAACAGCAACAUGGUUGGCUUGAUCUGGAUCCCAGACACAAUAUUUCGUAACUCGAAGACUGCAGAGGCUCACUGGAUCACCACCCCCAACCAGCUUCUCCGCAUAUGGAAUGAUGGCAAGAUCUUGUACACCCUCAGGCUUACCAUUAAUGCUGAGUGCCAGUUGCAGCUGCACAAUUUCCCAAUGGAUGAACACUCAUGUCCUUUGAUAUUCUCUAGCUAUGGCUACCCUAAAGAGGAAAUGAUUUACAGAUGGAGGAAAAACUCAGUGGAGGCUGCUGAUCAGAAAUCUUGGAGACUAUAUCAGUUUGACUUUAUGGGUCUCAGAAAUACUUCAGAAAUUGUGAAAACCUCUGCAGGUGAUUAUGUAGUCAUGACUAUAUACUUCGACUUAAGUAGAAGAAUGGGGUACUUUACUAUUCAAACAUACAUUCCCUGUAUAUUAACAGUUGUUCUUUCCUGGGUAUCCUUUUGGAUUAAAAAAGAUGCCACACCAGCAAGAACAGCAUUAGGCAUCACCACAGUACUGACCAUGACAACGUUGAGUACCAUUGCAAGGAAGUCAUUGCCCCGUGUCUCCUAUGUCACUGCUAUGGAUUUGUUUGUGACUGUAUGCUUUCUAUUUGUCUUUGCUGCUCUGAUGGAGUAUGCAACCCUUAACUACUACUCAAGCUGCAGAAAGCCAAACUGUACUAAGAAGAAAAAGUCGCUACCUGAUGUCAGUUUUGGUCAUGUGAUGAAUUAUUCUGUACUUGACAUGAGACCACCAACGACAGUCAUCACAUUGAACAAUGCCAUGUAUUGGCAAGAAUUUGAAGAUGCAUGCGUCUAUGAAUGUCUGGAUGGUAAAGACUGCCAGAGCUUUUUCUGUUGCUAUGAAGAGUGUAAAUCAGGCUCAUGGAGGAGAGGAAGGAUUCACAUAGACAUCUUAGAACUGGACUCUUACUCCAGGGUGUUUUUUCCUACAUCUUUCCUGCUGUUUAACCUGGUCUACUGGGUUGGAUACCUCUAUCUUUAAAUGUUGCCUGUAGUGAUGAAGACUGCUGGGUUUUCACAUUGAGGAGGGCUGGUAAAAGUGCAGAAAAAGUAAAAGACAUGGUCAAUUUCAUCUUGAAUUUUAAAGGCCACAUGAAACUUCACCAUCACAGAGCCUAAUGAAGAGUUUUAAUGUGCAGUCGCCUGGAAAAGAAAAACGUGGAA